CAAAUACAGAUACUAUGGACAAGUUUCUUCUCAAAAGAAAAGCAUCAUCAUAGGAUGUUCCGGAAGACAUAAAUUGGGAAGAGGAGAUUCAAUAUGAUCCGGGCAAGAGAAAAUUGAUAGAGCAUGAUCAUCCUAAUUUAAAAGAUCUGGUAAGAAGGAAGUAUUUGUUGAAUGGACCUUGUCAGCCAAGAGAGAUUGAUUUUGAAUCCUCAGAUUUUGGGGGUAAACAGAGAAAGUUCAAUCCCGAAUGGUUUGAUGAAUUUGAGAGCUGGCUUGAAUACAGCGAAGAGAAGAAAAGAGCAUAUUGUUUUCCUUGCUUCUUAUUUAGGGAUCGUAGUCAGAAGAAAGAAGCUGGAUAUGAGGCAUUCGUUGUGAAUGGUUGGAAGAGCUGGAACAUGAAAUCAAGGUUAAAAGAACAUGUUGGUGAGGUUCAAGGUGAAACUUUGAAGGUUGCAUAUUUUGCUCGAUUGAAUGCCGCUAUUGACACAGCUAGACUAUUGCUGAAGCAAGGGUUGCCUUUCCGGGGACAUGAUGAGUCAAAGAACUCGCACAAUAGAGGAAACUUCUUGGAAGUUCGUGACUUCUUAGCUGAGCAUGAUCCAGUUGUACGCAAGGCUGUGGGAAAAGAUGCUGCAAAGAAUUCUCUUAUGUCUGCUCCUGAAGUCCAGAAAGAUAUUGGUGAAGGUUUUGCGCAUGUGAUAGUGCAAUCUAUUCUGAAAGAAGUUCGCAAUAAUGUGUUUUGUUUGCUUGUUGACGAGUCUAGAGAUGUCUCUGGCAAAGAACAAAUGGCUGUGGCCUUGAGGUAUGUUGAUAGUUCUGGGGAUUCUAAAGAAAGUUUUGUUGGUCUUGUGCAUGUGAAAGAAACAGCGUCUUCAUACCUCAAGAGUUCAAUUGAUUCUCUUUUUGCAAAAUAUAAAUUGAGUUACAAUCAAGUUAGAGGACAGGGGUAUGAUGGUGCUAGCAAUAUGCGAGGUCAGUUUAAUGGCCUCAAAUCAUUGAUCAUGAGAGAAAGUAGCACAGCUUAUUAUGUUCAUUGCUUUGCUCACCAGCUUCAAUUAGUUGUUGUGGCUGUGGUAAGAAAGCAUAAAGGAGUUAGUAAUUUCUUCAGCAUGAUUUCUACCUUGCUAAAUGUUGUGGGUGGAUCUUCCAAGCGAAGGGACAUGAUUAGAGAUAUUAAUCUUGAAGAAAUGAGAAAGGCUUUAGGGUGUGGACAGCUUACAAGAGGAACAUGAUUAAAUCAAGAGCAAUGUCUUCAAAGGCCCGGAGACACUCGAUGGGGUUCCCAUGCUAAAACACUUAAGAGUUUGCUUCACAUGUUCAGGUUAGUUGUUAAAGUUCUAGAAUUUGUGGAAGAAGAAGACACUGAUAGAUCAAAUAGAGACCAAGCAAAUGGUCUUCUAGUGUAUUUUCAAUCUUUUGACUUCGUAUUCUAUUUGCAUCUUAUGUUGACAAUCCUCACAACUACAAACACAUUGUCAUUAGCAUUGCAACGGAAGGAUCAAGACAUAGUAAAUGCCAUGAAGUGUGUGAAGUCAACUAGAAUUGUUCUAAAUGAACUUAGAGAAAAUGAAUGGGAAUCUAUGCUAGGUGAAGUUCAUGUGUUUUGUGAGACACAUGAUAUUGUAGAGUUGGACAUGGAAGAAGCAUAUGUUAAUCCAAAAAAGAGAAGGCAGGUAACUGGAAUUACCAACAAACAUCACUAUCAAGUUGAUUGUUUCAAUGAUGUUUUUGAUUGGCUAGUUCAAGAGCUUGACAAUCGAUUCAGUGAGACAUCCACUAAUUUGCUUGUUUGGUCAGCGGCUUUGAGUCCAAGAGACUCAUUUCGUGAUUUCAAUUUGGAGAAUCUUAUGAGUUUGGCUAAACUAUACCCUCAAGAUUUUGAUUCUGGGGAACUGAGAGAUCUUGAUAAGGAUCUACGCCUCUAUAUUGCUGAUGUACGCACAGAUGAUAGUUUUUCCAACAUAGCAACAAUCACUGAGCUUUCAAAAAAAAUGGUGCAGACAGGGAGGCACAUUGUGUAUCCUUUGUUUUAUCGGUUGUUGAAACUAGUAAUUGUCUUGCCUAUUGCCACUGCUACAGUUGAGAGAUGCUUUUCAGCUAUGAAACUGGUCAAAACCCGCUUGUGCAGUCGCCUCAAUGAUGAUAGUUUGAGUGAUGAUCUUAUUUGUUAUGUGGAGAAAGAAGAAAUGAAAAAGGUCACCAAUGCUCAAGUGGUUGAGUAUUUCAUGGCUCGGAGGAACAGAACAUACUAAAGGCAACUUUCAAUUUUUAGCCAUUUAAGUACUUUCA
This is a messenger RNA of Triticum aestivum (bread wheat), 2289 nucleotides long. Its product is annotated as zinc finger MYM-type protein 1-like. The coding region runs from base 1314 to 2252 and encodes 312 amino acids. The transcript is spliced from 2 exons. The record is from RefSeq and is a predicted model, not a curated record. Lineage: Eukaryota; Viridiplantae; Streptophyta; Magnoliopsida; Poales; Poaceae. Gene Ontology annotation, molecular function: protein dimerization activity.